Molecule: messenger RNA, 492 nt
Organism: Mesorhabditis spiculigera
Lineage: Eukaryota; Metazoa; Nematoda; Chromadorea; Rhabditida; Rhabditidae
Source: the annotation of a GenBank genome assembly
AUGUCGGCCCGUGUCCCGGUUCUGCUGCUGUUCACCUGCCUCCUCGGCUUCUCCUUGUUCAACGUGGGCGCCGCCGAGUGCUACCAGUGCUUCGAGGGUUCCCAGAUACUUUUCAAGGACACUAAGGAUAGGGCGCCUGACUUUGUCGAGGGAAUUGAGACGCCGGGUGCUUGCACGACCGCGAACGCGGCGACCAAGAAAUGCGAAGGCGACAAGUGCGCCCACAUUCAUAUGGUGCGCGAAAUGGACGGCGUGACUAAUGUUGUCGACAUCCGAAAUUGCGCUUCAAAGGAUGUGAUCAAAAAUGAUCAAUGGAAGGUCGAGACCGUGCACCCAAAAGGCGACGGCGGCGAAGCUUGGGGCAUGUCCUGUGAGGGCCAUCUGUGCAACAAGAUGACGUUGGCCGAGCUGAAGGUGGCGGCCGGCGGCAGCGCAAUCACCGCCCUGUGCGCCAUCAUCACGGCCAUUACUGCCAAUGCCCUUGCUUUUUAC